UCACAAUUUAAGGAUAUGAGUGAAGAUGUUUUUUCUUUUCUAAAAGGGAGUACUGUGGACACCAAAAGUCUGCAUGUGACCAAGGCGGCUGUUCAGGUCAGGGCAGUCAGCAGCCGUCUCUCCACUCUGACAGCAGAAAGCAGCAAACAUCAGGAUCCACUCUCCAGGAUGAAGAAGAAAUUGAUCCUCGACGUGGACACAGGGGUUGAUGAUGCUCAGUCCAUCAUGGUGGCCUUGGCGGACCCUGAUGUGGAGGUUUUGGGGAUCACAUGCUGCCAUGGCAACACAACCCUGGAGAAUGUCCUCAAGAACACACUGCGUGUCCUGAAAGUCUGCAACAGGCUGGAUAUCCCAGUGUACCGUGGUUGUUCAGUGCCACUACUGGCCCGUAAACAACAUGCAGGAGAUUACCACGGGAAGGACGGGCUGGGCGAUGUCCCGGAUCCAGACGCUCCAGGCCUAGAGCUGCUGCAGAAGAAGAAAGCUGUGCAGGCCUUGAUCAAGAUUGUGAAAGAGAACCCUGGAGAGGUGACUCUCGUGGCCACGGCUCCCCUCACUAACCUGGCUGUUGCAGUGCAACUGGACCCUUCCAUCUCUAAGAAACUGAAGGCGCUCUACAUCAUGGGUGGAAACAUUGAGUCCAGGGGUAACACCACAGUGUGUGGAGAGUUUAACUUUGUGGCUGACCCUGAGGCUGCCUACGUUGUGCUGGACCGCUACACCUGUCCCACCUAUAUCGCCACCUGGGAGUUCACCUGCAGGAACAGCCUGCCAUGGGCUUUCUGUGACCAGUUGCUGGACCAAAAAACUGAGAAGGCCGCCUUCAUGAAAGAUAUUUCAGCCCUUUCGAGGAAGAAAGCCAAUUCAGCAGAAUAUCAAAAGGAGGUCACUGAAGGAAAAGGGUUCAAUGCCUGUGACACCUACGCCAUGGCUGCCGCCGUCAAUGAUUCAUUAAUAACAGAGUCUGAGGAGCUUGCAGUGACAGUGGAGUUGGAAGGGAACUACGCCCGAGGCAUGAUGGUGCUGGACUACAUGCAACUGCUGAAGAAGAAAAACAAGGCUUUCAUCAUAAAGAAGGUUGACUUGGAGAAGUUCAAGCAAAUGUUAAUGAAUUCAUUGAAGUAGAGUGAUACUGUAACAAGGUGAAGGCAUGGAUUUGCUCCCCAAAAACAAAUAAAAAUGGUGUGUGAAAACACAAUAUUACACAAUA
This is a messenger RNA of Dicentrarchus labrax (European seabass), 1210 nucleotides long. Its product is annotated as inosine-uridine preferring nucleoside hydrolase-like. The transcript is spliced from 9 exons. Gene Ontology annotation, molecular function: hydrolase activity, hydrolyzing N-glycosyl compounds. Bases 16 to 1125 code for a protein of 369 amino acids. Lineage: Eukaryota; Metazoa; Chordata; Actinopteri; Moronidae. The record is from RefSeq and is a predicted model, not a curated record.